Messenger RNA from Adineta steineri, 1104 nucleotides. The record is from the annotation of a GenBank genome assembly. NCBI's taxonomy places the organism in Eukaryota, Metazoa, Rotifera, Eurotatoria, Adinetida, Adinetidae.
AUGAUAACGCAGCAGAGUACUUCAAGCAUUUUAUCAACAAGAUUUAGUGUUUUGACAAAUACACCGAAUAAUACAGUCACUAGUGUAACAAAACCUUCUACAAUAACAACCACGGCUAUAAAAAAUACUACAAAAAUCAGCACAGUUGCAACACGAAGUUCCACUACAACAACCACCAGUAUGCAAAAUACUACCACCAUGACACAGAGUUCUACUUCAACAACUACGGAUUUGAAAAAUACUGCAAAAAUCAGUACUGCUACGACACAAAAUUCUACAAGUACUAUUCCUACUAGAACAGUUACUUCGUCAAUGGUAAAAACUCAAUACUCAUCGGCUCUGACUAGUAAUAGUCAAAUGUAUUGUCGUACAAGUAUUUGUGCAAUACCAAAUACUUAUUUUCAAGCUAUUCAGCUCAAUGUAUCUAUCAGUGGAACCUAUACUUUCGUAUGCAAUAGUUCCAUAGAUACAUAUGGUUUUUUAUAUUAUAAUACUUUUGAUCCUAACUAUCCGCCUGCAAAUCUAAUCAUAUUAGAUGAUGAUGGAGGUGGUAAUUAUCAAUUUCAGUUAACAGCACAUCUUCAAAUCUCGUCAAGAUACAUUUUAGUUGUAACAACAUUUAAUCAAAAUAUAACAGGACCUUUCACUAUUACAGCAACAGGCGUGUCAUCAAUCGAUUUAUCUUCAAUAAAUGUGUCAAGUAAUUCAUCAGUUGUUCAAUCACAGUAUUUAUCAACUUUGAACAGUAGUAGUGCUAAAUACUGUCGAACGGGUGAUUGUUCCAGUUCACAGGAUUAUUAUUAUUAUUCAGCUAUUCUUCUCAAUGUUAAUACAACUGGAUAUUAUACAAUUAAUUCGCAAAGUAAUAUGAAUACAUUUGGAUAUAUUUACGUUGAUAGCUUUAAUGCUUCUGUUCCAUUGCAAAAUAUGUAUUUUUAUAAUGAUGAUGGUGGUGGCAACAGCCAAUUCACUUUUGAUUUAUCCAUUGAUGCUACAGCAAAGUGUAUUUUAGUUGUUACAACAUAUUCACCAAAUGUGCUAGGCGCAUUUUCAAUCAUAUCAUAUGGUUCUGGACCUAUUCAGUUUACUAUUCAACAACAAUAG